AUGAUGGUCCUGGCUUUAUUAUUUUGUCUUCUGUCUUUUCUGUUUCAAUUACCUUUUGUGUUGCCUGCAGGAAACAUUUCUCUCAAAUGCAUGCAAGACACCGAUGAAUUCCUUUCCGAUUUGAAUUCAGUGGAGCCCAAAGAAUACGCUCUAAGAAUGUAUGACUCCGUCGGGAAGCUUGGGAGCAACGUUCUUAACGGAAACGUGGACAGGCUGGGAUCUUACAGUGAGUGCCUCUCCACGCACGCUCCCUCGGGGAGCUUCCGAGGGCAGUACUGCAAACUGCAUAUCCUGCAGGAUGGAGCCGAAUACAGCGUGGGGGUGUGUGUCCCUGAUUCUUGCGCCGAAGAGGAUGUGACUGUGAUGUCUCAGUUGGAUAUUUUAAGAUUCAGAAAUACUUCAUUUUUGGCCCCUUCUCUUUCUCUCUUUACAAUAAAUUCUUCCUCCUCAUCUGGCGUGGGUGUGGCUAGAUGCGCUACUGGAAUGUUCCCCUUCGACACGUUUGUUGCCGUGUGUCUGUGCCUCACCUUGCUGGGUAUCUUCCUGCCCUUGGCCGGGACUGUCUACGUGGCAUUCAGUGGGAGGGGGUCCGACGACGGGGCGCCACCCGCCGCUCCGGCCCCUGACGGGAGAUUUUUAGGAGCCGUGGAGCAUGCUCUGACAUGCUUUUCUUGGCAGAAGAAUGUGCCGGCCGUCUGGAUAAUAGAGACGCCAGGGAGCCCGUGCUCUGUGCUGAAUGGCAUCCGGGUUCUGAGUCUCCUCUGGAUCAUGUCGGGGCACACCAGUCAGAUGACUGCAUGGCUGUCUUUGGAUAACGUGCUCGAGUGGAAAACCAGAGUGCCUAAAAACCCACUGUACCUUUGUUCUCGGAGCGGCCCGUUCUAUCUUGGGGUUGACACAUUCUUCCUGGUCAGUGGCUGGUUAAGUGCAAGGUCGUUUUUAAAGAUACAUCAGAAUUCAGACAAAGGAACAACCCUCAGCGUCAUACUCAGGUACAUCCUCAGCCGCCUUACAAGGUUGCAGCCUCUUCACCUGUAUUCGGUGUGCCUGUUGGUUGGCUUGUUCUCCCUUGUUCCCUGGGGACCUGUCUGGGACAUGCCUAAGUUCCACCUGGAUAACUGCCGGCAAGUGUGGUGGACAAAUCUGCUGUUGCUCAAUAAUUUCCUGUCGGUCCGAAACGCGUGUAAUGGCUGGACGUGGUACCUCGCCAACGACUUUCAGUUCCAUCUCACCACACCGGCGAUCUUCCUCAUCCACGGAAAAAGUAAACAUGUCCUUGUCCUCCUCGGGGCCACGCUGUUCUUGGCAUCUUUCACCGCCACAGCUCUGCUCACACUGGCUUAUAGCCUUCCGGUCGCAGCUCCGUCAGAAGCAAGUGAAAAUGUGACUGUGUUGUAUUUCUCGGAGUAUUACACUAAGCCCUACUGCAGAUACGGGCCAUUCCUCGUGGGCCUCUUUCUGAGCAUUUUCAUGCACCAAAACCACCAGGCAAACAUUCUUAAAACCAAGGUGCAGGCCAUGCUGGGGUGGAUUUGCUCCCUGUCUACCCUGUUCAUAGUGGUCGCCCUGGCAUACGUGGUGGAUGACAGCUCUGCCACCUCUUCUCCUGCCGCUGCUCUGUACCAGGCUCUCCACCGGACCCUGUGGGCGGCAGCCGUGGGCUGGGUCAUGCUGGCGUGUCGGGAAGGCUAUGGAGGUGUGGUGAACUGGCUGCUUUCUUGCCGGCUCUGGACUCUCCCGGCCAGCAUCAGUUACGCUUGCUACUUGGUGCACCCUAUCCUCAUCAUGCUCUACAACGGGCUUCAAGAAACGCUGAUUCACUACACUGACACCAACAUGUUCUAUCUUUUCUCUGGACACUGUUUGCUGACCUUCGUCAUUGGGCUGGCCCUGACGCUGUGCAUUGAGAAACCAUGUCAGGAACUGAAGCGGCACCUGCUGGGACCAAUGCCUGCAGGGCCAUGA
Molecule: messenger RNA, 1965 nt
Organism: Odobenus rosmarus divergens (Pacific walrus)
Lineage: Eukaryota; Metazoa; Chordata; Mammalia; Carnivora; Odobenidae
Gene: OACYL
Product: nose resistant to fluoxetine protein 6-like
Exons: 15
Coding region: 1-1965 (654 amino acids)
Molecular function (GO): acyltransferase activity, transferring groups other than amino-acyl groups
Source: RefSeq, a predicted model, not a curated record